Nymphaea colorata (pocket water lily) is the source of this 870-nucleotide messenger RNA. RefSeq names its product plastidic glucose transporter 4-like. The coding region runs from base 1 to 870 and encodes 289 amino acids. The transcript has a single exon. Gene Ontology annotation, biological process: carbohydrate transport; transmembrane transport. Gene Ontology annotation, cellular component: membrane. Lineage: Eukaryota; Viridiplantae; Streptophyta; Magnoliopsida; Nymphaeales; Nymphaeaceae. Gene Ontology annotation, molecular function: carbohydrate:proton symporter activity. The record is from RefSeq and is a predicted model, not a curated record.
AUGAUCGAGAAUGAAGAUGAUGAACGCCUCCAGCAUUACCUUGACCUUAUGUACGAGGAAGUUACUAUCGAGGAGUUCAAGGAAGCCAAGCGUCUUCCUGAUGAGGAUAUCGAAGCUGAAAAGGCUACAUUCUUCGACCCAGUUGCUGAAUCUCACAACAGACGUCUACUUAUGGCAAGCGGAAUUGUCUUCUUCAACCAGCUCUCAGGAGGAGCUGCCCUCGGCAACUUCGGAGGAAACGUAUCUUUCGUCUCAGUUGUUGGAGCCGAUGCCGAAAGCAUCCUCACCGUUUUCGUCUACCUCAACUUGCUGCAAGUGGUCGUCACCCUUUUCUCAGGCCAAUUCCUUGAAAAGUACGGCAGGAGAGCCUUCAUGAUGGAGGGACAGAGGAUCAUCAUCGUUUCUCUCCUCCUCAUCGCAUUCAUCGAGAUCUUCGUUCCCCAACUGCACAUCUUCACAGUCAUCCUGACUUUCAUCCAGAUGGUCGGCUUCAGCGUCUGCUAUGGACCCUGCACCUUCCUCAUCGGCACUGAAAUCCUCCACGACAUCUUCUAUCCCUCAGUCCUGCUCUGGGUCUUCAUCUUCAUCCACACCAUCUCCAUCGGUACUUUCGUCAAUGCCUUCGGAAUCGGUCCUCUUUGCCUCGUCUAUUGCGCUUUCCAGAUUUGGGGAUUCCUCUACAUUUCAGGAUACCAAGUGGAGACCCAAGGCCGAAGCCGUCGUGACGUCUACGCUGACUUCAGAAAGGGCAUCUUCCCCAAUCCCAUUAGAUAUCUUCACGAGAAGCUAAAAAAUGCCAAACCCAAGGACACCUCACGCGCCAGAGAUAUCGAGCUUCCGCUUGUGGAAGGCUCCCAACUCAGGCAAUGA